This is a messenger RNA of Callorhinchus milii (elephant shark), 1329 nucleotides long. It is a transcript of the gene samd13, whose product is annotated as sterile alpha motif domain containing 13. NCBI's taxonomy places the organism in Eukaryota, Metazoa, Chordata, Chondrichthyes, Chimaeriformes, Callorhinchidae. Gene Ontology annotation, molecular function: protein binding. The coding region runs from base 25 to 1056 and encodes 343 amino acids. The transcript has 8 exons. The record is from RefSeq and is a predicted model, not a curated record.
UAUUUGGAGGGUUGGGCUGAGUGUAUGUGUGAGUGUGUGAGUGUGUGUGUGUGUGUAAAGGGCGAUGGGGGUGUGUUCAGGAAGAGAGACAAAUGGUUUAAGAAUCACUGGGUGUUUCCAAUGCAUUGCAACAAGAAAAGAACAAAUGAACGGGAUUGGUACAACAGACAGCGCAGCGCAGCGCAGAGAGAGCGGAGCAGAGAGAGCGGAGCGGCCUCUGGGUGGGGAGACACACACGUGAUGGGAUAUCAGAGGAGUCGAAGAGAGAAAUCGUUUGAGGGUAGUGCUUCAUUGAGCAACCCUCCAUCAGAUGCAGCCUCUCCAGCAAGCAAGUGUGUGAAAGAGCAAUUGAAAGACAUUCAAGAAUGUCCUGACCCAGGUUUGAAGAAAGAUACGCACAAGACUGAAUCUGUGCAAUGUUCUUCCUCUCAAAUUAACUGCAAGAAUAAGAUUUCUGGUUCUUCCCAUCCAACUCGAUCUUCAACAUUUUCGAACUGUGGAGACCACAGGAAAUCUCAUGGCAUAAAUGGCCACACACCAGGUGCAUCAGGACAUUCAACAGAUCAGUGGCUGUAUGGCGAAUGUAUUGGAAACCAUGGGGAAGAAGCUGCAAAAAGGAUGUUACUUGUUCGACUCUCGUCUCCUGAUCAAGCCGUAAGAAAUGACAAGACCGAGGAGGAAGCUGUUCCCGAGCAGAGCGCAGCAGUUCCUGAAGUAAGAGGUGCUUCUUGCCUUCCUACACCUUCAGCAUCGCCAGUCGAGAUGGAGAAUAAUGAAAACGGCUCUCUAGACACUAAAAACUUAGUUGAAAACGGAAAACCGUUUGAUCCUGCUGAGUGGACUAUUUUAGAUGUUUUCAAUUAUUUCAAGAAAGCUGGGUUUGAAGAACAAGCUAUUGCUUUUCAAGAGCAGGAAAUAGAUGGCAAAUCUUUACUUCUAAUGAAAAGAAGUGAUGUGCUAACUGGACUGUCAAUCAAAUUGGGCCCAGCACUCAAGAUUUAUGAAUACCACGUGAAAGCACUACAGAUGCGUCAUUUAAAGAACAGCUCUUCAUAGUGUUGAAUUGGACUAAUGAACUCCCGUCUGAUUUGUUGUCUGCCUCCGACAUGGUGUAGCGGAAUGUGGUGGCACGACAGAUCAAUCAGAUCAAUACAGUGAGAAAUUGAUGUUAAUUUCAGUGAAAUAGUACGGGUUACGGAAAUGCUGUGCAAAAUAUAAGGGUUGUACAAAAUUGUCUUGGUGCUUUUCAAACUCAAAAGAGGGUCGCAUCUGGAGUUAAUAUGGCCACUUGUGCGCAAUUGGCUGCCGCGCCAAAUAUACAGUCAAUCC